This is a messenger RNA of Hibiscus syriacus, 1334 nucleotides long. RefSeq names its product dof zinc finger protein DOF1.4-like. NCBI's taxonomy places the organism in Eukaryota, Viridiplantae, Streptophyta, Magnoliopsida, Malvales, Malvaceae. The transcript has a single exon. Gene Ontology annotation, molecular function: DNA binding; DNA-binding transcription factor activity. Gene Ontology annotation, biological process: regulation of DNA-templated transcription. Bases 428 to 1240 code for a protein of 270 amino acids. The record is from RefSeq and is a predicted model, not a curated record.
UUAUCAAGCAAACCAAAAUUCCCAACUAAAAUUUUGUUUUUGAUUUUCCCCCUAAUAUUUAAUAAUUACUUGCUCUUUAGAUUAAAUAUAAUAGUUAAUAGGGUGGCAUAUAUUGAAGAGAGAGCUUAGAUUAAAGAUAGAGGGUCAAAGCAUGCUCCCUUCUCAUCACCUUCCGGGGAAUUUCCUUGCGCUUCACAAUAACACACUUCCAUAUCAAAUUUCUUCACAACAUCACCCUGUUAAUUGGCUUACAAGGAACAAUUUCAUCAUCCUCGCCCCUCUUCGAUCCAAAGGCUAGAAUUCCAUUGACUUUUCACCUCAUCAUUCCUCCAAUUGCAGAUCAAUAUGGGGCUUGAGUUCUAAAGAGGUUUCCAGUGGGUGGAGACAAUCUUUGUUGCAGGCUCAAACUCUGGAGUUGCCCAAGGCAAUGAAGCAUCCACAAAAGCAGCAGCAAUCUGAGCAGCUCAAGUGUCCCAGAUGUGAUUCAACCAACACCAAGUUUUGUUAUUACAACAACUAUAACAAGUCUCAGCCUAGGCAUUUCUGCAAGGCUUGUAAAAGACACUGGACUAAAGGUGGCACUCUCCGCAAUGUUCCUGUUGGCCGUGGCAGUAAAAACAAGCGCCUCAAGAAAUCGAAUUCUAUCACUGCUUCAGCUGCCACAACUACCAAAACAAGUAUUGCCUUCAAUACCUCAACUGCUUCAGGUGUUGACAAUAACUUCAUGGCAUUUCAACUAUCACAGCAACAAAGGCAGGAUCUUCAGCUUCCACUUGCUGACCAAAAGAACAUAUCCACUAUGCAAUUUCCGGCGAUGGGUCAUCUAGUUCCACCAUCUUCGUCGUUGCUGCAGAAUCCUCUCAAUUGCAACAACUUGGACAGCAAAAGUUUCAGUACAAGCAAUGGUGUGAUUCUGGGUUCGGCUUCAACAGCCCCGUCGCUGCCUCAAACUCACGGCUUACAAUUCCCGUUUUCAAGUUCAAACUCAAGUUCUUUUGAAACGGUGUCAACAUCAUUUCAUUCUUCAAGUAUCUACAACUACACUGGUGAAACGAUGGAGGAUCCAACCAUCACCAGCUUCAUCAUGCCAACCCCAAGUGCCACUAUUUCACACACGUGGCAAAUACCUAUCACGAGCAGUGACAUGGACAUAGCAAACUACUGGAAUUGGGACGAUAUCGAUGCACUUGUCUCUACUGAUCUCAACAUGCCAUGGGAUGAUUCCGAUAUCAAACCAUGAAGGAGGAGUUUUAAACAUAUAUCCAUUCUCUAUAGUUUUUUCUUCUUCUUGAUUUGGGUUUUCUUGUUCGAUGAAAGGACGUUCUUUUUUAUUA